Messenger RNA from Notolabrus celidotus (New Zealand spotty), 1322 nucleotides. It is a transcript of the gene asb11, whose product is annotated as ankyrin repeat and SOCS box containing 11. The coding region runs from base 83 to 967 and encodes 294 amino acids. Gene Ontology annotation, biological process: intracellular signal transduction; positive regulation of protein catabolic process; protein ubiquitination. Gene Ontology annotation, molecular function: protein binding. The record is from RefSeq and is a predicted model, not a curated record. Lineage: Eukaryota; Metazoa; Chordata; Actinopteri; Labriformes; Labridae. The transcript is spliced from 7 exons.
AAGACCAACUCCAGGUACCAAGUUUCUGCCUGGACGCGUUUGUGCUGAAGACUAUCUGAAGAGGACUCCACUUACUCUCAUCAUGACUGCGGUUCAAACAGAACUUUCCCUGUCCUUACAGCCCUGGCAGAGGUCUUCAUACAUCUAUGGAGGGCUGCUAUGCAACUCACUGAUGGCUGACUCCAUAUCAGACAGAACUCCUCUCCAUGAAGCUGCCUUCCAAGGCAGACUGCUACACCUGAGAAGCCUCAUUGCUCAGGGCUUUCAUGUGGACACACUCAGCCUGGACAGAGUCUCUCCUCUGCAUGAAGCCUGUCUUGGUGGCCAUUACGCUUGUGCCAAGUUCCUGGUGGACAAUGGUGCAAAUGUGGAAGCCGUAUCAACAGAUGGCGCCACACCUCUCUUCAACUCCUGCAGCAGUGGGAGUGCAGCCUGUGUGAGGCUCAUCCUGCAGCACAGGGCUUCUGUCCACACUCCCUACCUCCUGGCAUCACCCAUCCAUGAGGCUGCUAAAAAGGGUCACAGGGAGUGUCUGGAACUUCUGCUGUUGUGUGGAGCUCACAUUGACAUGGAGCUACCAGUGGUGGGGACUCCUCUGUAUUCUGCUUGUAUGGCACAGUCUGCAGCCUGUGUAAAGCUGCUGCUGCACUCAGGUGCUGAUGUUGGAAUCGGAUGUGGACAGGACAGUCCUUUGCACGCUGCUGUUCGAUGUGAAGGAGCUGACAUAGUGGAUCUUCUGUUGGACUUUGGGGCGGAUGGGUGUUGUAGGAGUGCAGAGGGAAAGACCCCACUGGAUCUGUCAUUACCAGACAGUGUAGUGAGAACUGUACUGCUGAAAAAAGGUCCCUGUGUUCUGUCUCAGCUCUGUCGGUUAUGUAUCAGAAGAAGUCUAGGAAGGAGUCGUCUCCACAGGGCCUCUAGCCUCUUCCUUCCUCACAGUAUUAAGGACUUCCUCCUUUAUCAGUGACAUGACUCAAUCCUGCUUCUUUGGCUCUCUGUGCCUUAUCACAGACUUAAAGGCAAGUGAAGAAGAGAACCACAUUCAGAGAGAAGCACUGACUUUUUCACUCCAUUUUUUAUUUUGAGUAUCAUAUUUUAUAUGUUUUUAUACACAAUACUAAGAUGUUUCAAGAUACAGCUACUUAAAUGUAUCAGGGUUUGUAAUUUUAUUCUUGAGGAAGUGAUUUUCAUUUACAGCUUUACAAAUGUUUCAAGGCAUGAGAAUCUGUUUACAUGUCUUGGAGGAGUAAAACGGUGUAUUUUAAAAAGUCGUAUAGUCUGUCUUGGCUCAAAGAGCCGCAUAAAGUCAAAUACAUUCCUUA